Molecule: messenger RNA, 2888 nt
Organism: Scaptodrosophila lebanonensis
Lineage: Eukaryota; Metazoa; Arthropoda; Insecta; Diptera; Drosophilidae
Gene: Su(H)
Product: suppressor of hairless protein
Exons: 4
Coding region: 463-2325 (620 amino acids)
Biological process (GO): regulation of transcription by RNA polymerase II
Cellular component (GO): nucleus
Molecular function (GO): RNA polymerase II cis-regulatory region sequence-specific DNA binding; DNA-binding transcription activator activity, RNA polymerase II-specific
Source: RefSeq, a predicted model, not a curated record
UAGUAUUAGAAGAUUAAAUUAGUUUCCAGCUACUAGUUGAAAGUUCUAAAUACACAGCCCCCACGACUGUUUUUAAAUUUAUGAGCCUGUCGGCCUUUUUAAUACAAAUAAUUACGUCUUGUGGGAAACUCGCAGCGGUCCAGUUCGAUUGUAAACUGAGAGCUGGGUGCGUGAGAACCGACAGCUGCUGUUUGUGCUGCGUGUUUAUAUCAGUGUGUACGUGUGUGUGCCUGUAUGUGUGAGUGAGUGUGUGUGCAUGUUUAUGUGUGUGUGCAUGUGUGUGUGUAGUGCAAAGGAUACAACAAUUCAAAAUAGAUUAGAGUGCGCGACUCUCUGAAUGAAGCAGUGUGCCAAAAAGUGUUAAACAAGUUGCCAAAUCUAAACAAAUUAUUUACACACACAAAAAACGGAUAAAUGUAAAUCCAAUGGACCAGCAUGACCAGCCUUAUAGAGCAAACAUAAAUGAAGAGCUACAGCCAAUAUAAUUUAAACGCCGCCGUUGCAACGCCGACGCCGCCGCCGCCGCCGCCUCCUCCUGUCCUUGCCUACGAGAGCAGCAUCCAGGAGCAAAACCAACAACAACAACAACAGCAAUUACUUAGUCAACGUCCACGCCAGGAAAUGCCGCAUUUCGGUUUGGGGAGUGCGCCGUCGCAACAGCAGCAACAGUUACAGGUGCAUCAUCAGCAACAACAACAACAACAGCAGCAGCAGCAGCAACAACAACAACAGCACCAACCACAACAACAAAUGCAACUAUCAAUGCUGCCCGGUCCUUACCGGCCGCACAUUGAGGAGAAGAAGCUGACGCGGGACGCCAUGGAGAAAUAUAUGCGAGAGCGCAACGACAUGGUCAUCGUCAUACUGCACGCCAAGGUCGCCCAAAAGUCGUACGGUAAUGAGAAGCGUUUCUUUUGCCCGCCCCCAUGCAUUUACCUAUUUGGUAAUGGCUGGCGUCGACGCUACGAGGAGAUGCUGCAACAGGGCGAGGGGGAACAGGGCGCCCAGUUGUGCGCCUUCAUUGGCAUCGGCAGCUCGGAUCAGGAUAUGCAGCAACUGGAUCUCAAUGGCAAACAAUAUUGUGCGGCCAAAACGCUGUUCAUUUCAGAUUCGGAUAAGCGCAAGCAUUUUAUGCUGUCCGUGAAAAUGUUUUAUGGCAAUGGCCACGACAUUGGCGUAUUCAACUCGAAACGCAUUAAAGUCAUCUCUAAGCCGUCCAAGAAGAAGCAGUCCCUGAAAAAUGCCGAUCUGUGCAUAGCCAGCGGCACCAAUGUGGCGCUCUUCAAUCGUCUGCGCUCGCAAACAGUCUCCACCCGCUAUUUGCAUGUGGAAAAUGGACAUUUCCAUGCCUCGUCAACGCAAUGGGGCGCCUUUACGAUACACUUGCUCGAUGACAACGAGUCCGAGUCGGAGGAGUUUCAAGUGCGCGAUGGCUACAUCCAUUAUGGUGCUACAGUCAAGCUAGUGUGCUCGGUGACGGGCAUGGCUCUACCGCGCCUCAUCAUACGCAAAGUGGACAAACAGAUGGCAUUGCUGGAGGCCGAUGAUCCUGUUUCGCAGCUGCACAAAUGUGCCUUCUAUAUGAAGGAUACGGAUCGCAUGUACUUGUGCUUGUCGCAGGAGAAAAUUAUACAGUUUCAGGCCACGCCGUGUCCCAAGGAGCCGAACAAAGAAAUGAUUAACGAUGGUGCCUGCUGGACAAUAAUCUCCACAGACAAGGCGGAGUAUCAGUUCUACGAGGGCAUGGGACCAGUCUCCUCUCCCGUCACACCAGUGCCGAUUGUUAAUUCCCUGAAUCUUAAUGGCGGUGGCGAUGUGGCCAUGCUGGAGCUCAGCGGCGAUAACUUUACGCCGCACUUGCAAGUGUGGUUUGGUGAUGUCGAGGCCGAGACCAUGUAUCGCUGCACGGAGACGCUGCUCUGUGUGGUGCCCGAAAUCUCGCAAUUUCGUGGCGAAUGGUUGUGGGUGCGUCAGCCCACACAGGUGCCCAUUUCGCUGGUGCGCAACGAUGGCAUUAUUUAUGCCACGGGUCUAACGUUCACGUACACGCCGGAGCCGGGACCGCGUUCGCAUUGCAAUCAGGCCGAGGAUGUUAUGCGUACGCGCCACAAUAACAACAACAACAUCACAAGCAUUAGCAAUAACAACAACAAUAGCAACAGCAAUGCCGGCAGCACACACUCACCUGUUAGCGUCGGCAACUCCGGCAGCGUGCAGCAACAGCAACAACAACAGCAACAACAGCAGCAGCAGCAGCAGAUGCAUCAGACACUGCCCUCCAUCUCAGAAGUGCAAUGGAACAGUCAUGGGAGCGGCUUGUCUUGAGUGCGGCAGUACCGCCUUAUUUUGCAAUUCGAUUUACUUUUGACAUUGGACAGACGUAGACGGGAACGUUGCCUAAGUUAUUUAAAAUUGUAGUAAUAAUUAAUAAUUUGAAUUGUUCAUUUUGUGUAAGCUCAUGGUUUUCUAUAACAAAUCCAUUCCAAAUGUGCGAACAAUUUCUCGUCGCUUUUUCUUUAAUAAACAAACAAACAAAAGUGUUUAGUCCUAGGCAGAACCAAUAGAUUUGUAAAUGAAAAAAAAUUGAUUGUACAUAGCUUAUAACUCGAAAAAUUGACACUGAAAUUAUUUGUAGUUAAAUAUACAUUUAUAUACACACAACAAACACAUAUAUAUAUAUACAUUUAUAUAUAUAUAUAUUAAGUACACUUAUAUACUUAUGAGAAGGCAUAUGCCACAACAACAAAAUGUGCGUAUAUGUAUAAUUUUUGUAACAUAUAUUGGAACAAAGAAAAAGACAAACUUUAGUUAUAGGCGAAGAGAUGAAGGAGAGAAAAACGAACAUACAAAGCUACUUAUAAAUAAACUGAAAACAUAAAUUUGAAAAA